CCUGUAUCCUAACGUCCAGUUACUGGAUGGAUUGAGUGAUCACUGGAGACUAGAAAAAGCGUAUCUCCAAGGUUUCGAUCAAGGUGCAAUUGACUAACAUGCGAGCUAAAUGGAACAAAACAGGUCUCUGAGGGAAUACAUCCGUAUUCUUGGGAUGUGCUUGGGUAGAUUUGAGUAUAGAAGACUCACUAUUUUAAGAACACUUUCAGUGGGAGUAUCUGUUUUGCAGAUAUACUUGCUAGUAGCUCGGAGUCAGUCAACAUCACCCUAUCACUAAGGUAUUAUCAGUA
Molecule: messenger RNA, 290 nt
Organism: Aspergillus pseudonomiae
Lineage: Eukaryota; Fungi; Ascomycota; Eurotiomycetes; Eurotiales; Aspergillaceae
Exons: 1
Coding region: 110-277 (55 amino acids)
Source: RefSeq, a predicted model, not a curated record